AUGCCUGUAAUAUACUGCCCCCUCUGCCCCUUCUAUGAUGUGAAGUUUGUACGAGUUGUGAAUCACGUAGGUCAGGUCCAUGCAAGUGCACACAAUUUCAAAGUGACCUGUGGUUUGGACAACUGCGUGAAAGUAUUCAGCUGCUUCCAGACCUAUAGGAGGCACCUUUACCGGAACCACAACAUGCUCGACACCGAGUUCAGCUCGGAUGACGCAGCCCAGUCAACACCAAGUGCCAGUGCUUCAGCUACAGACUUUGAUGAGGGCACCGAGCCUAUUACACAGCCUUGUGACAGCGCAAAGCUCGAGAAAGAGACGCGGCCAUUUUUGGAGGUGAAAAGGACAUUAUUGCUUUUCCAUCUCAAGAUGACUGAAGGCCUGAAGCUGCCUUAUAGUACAGCAGAUACUAUUUUUGGAAUGGUUAAGCUGUUGCUUUCUGCAACCCUCAAGGAGUUUGCAGAGGAGGUCAACAAGAAGCUGGCGACUCUCAAGGCUGAUCUGCCAGGCUCUGACAUCAACACACUGCUUCAAACAGAAGGCCUAGUGGAUGUUCUGUUUUCUGGAAUCCAAACCAAACACCAGCGAACAAACCUUGUCAAAAAAAGCCUUCCGUACACCGAAGCAAGAGAAAUUCAACUGCAGCAAGGCGGGGCUCCAAAAAGAUAUUUUCAAUAUGUGCCCAUUCAAGACGUACUCCAAAAUCUGCUCACCUGUGACGACAUCUACGAAAGUGUGGAACAACCUCCUAGCCAAAGAGAGGACGGCAUGUUGAAUGAUUUCAGCGAUGCCAACUUCAUCCGAGAGCAGCAGAAAAAGGUACAACUUGCUGGAGACCAGCAAAGCACCAUUUUUCUUCUUCUUUACACCGAUGAACUGGAACUGAACAAUCCACUGGGAUCUGCAGUAGGUAAACACAAAAUUCUCCUUGUCUACUUCAGCAUCCUGAACAUACACCCACGGCACCGUUCCAAGCUGAGCUCUAUACAUCUGCUCAUUAUUGCCCGAUACUCGACGGUCACGGAUUUUGGGUUGAAGGUCCUCUUGGAGCCGCUCAUUAAGGAUCUGAACAUCUUGAGGACACACGGGUUUAGAAUGCACAACAAAGCAUUUAAAGUAUGCGUCGUUGCAGUGGUUGGCGACAACCUUUCACUUCAUCGUCUGGCUGGCUUAACGUGCUCCUUCAGUGGCGGGCGUGUGUCCCGCUUCUGCUUAGCAAAGUAUGAAGAUUUACGCGAUCUUGUCCUUCCUACCCAAUGUGUUACAAGGUCGGGUGCAUCUCAUGCCAGUCACCUGGCUGCAUUUCUCCUGGAUCCUGCACGCAAUGGUAAGAUCUACGGCAUCACAGGUCCGUCCCCACUUGCGUCUUUGGAGGGGUUUGACAUCAUGAAUCAACUACCCCCAGAUGCCAUGCAUGAUGUCCUGGAAGGUGGGAUUGCAGUUGUGGUCAAGGCCGUACUGAAGGGUCUCGUAGAUUCAAAGGUUAUCAAGAAAGACGACUUGAAUCGCAUUGCUCAGUUUUCCUACGGACAACAUGACAAGAAGUCGAAGCCUGUGUUUGAUCCCGACAAGUUUUUGGCUCCAUCUGGCAACUUGAAGGGGACCGCUUCCCAGAAAUUGUGCCUUUUUCGACUGUUGCCUCAGAUUCUUGGAGACUUGAUUCCACAGAAUGAUAGCAACUGGAAUGUGUACACAGCGUAUCGGCACAUUGUGGACAUAAUUCUCUCGGAUACAAUGCCAAGGGACUGUGCUGCAUACCUCGAAGUAAAGGUCUCGGAGUUUCUCCGCCUCUUCACAGAGCAGUAUCCAGACAAAUCCGUGACCCCAAAGCUACACUACCUCCUACACUACCCCAAGUAUAUCUUAGAAUUUGGACCACCCCGCAGAUACUGGGGAAUGAGGUUUGAAGCCAAACAUUCUUAUUUUAAAGGACUGGCAUCAGAAGUAAAAAACCACAAGAACAUCUGCAAGACCUUGUGUCAGAGGCACCAACUCCUGCAGGCGUACCAGAUAUCUUCUGCUACACUGAGUCAGCCUAUUGAUGUGUCUGGAGUGGCCGUCGUGAAAACCGCAUCACUUCCUGAGGAAUUUGUGGUUUUGCUUCCCCAAGGUUUGAGAGAAUUGGAUUCUCUGAGCUCUGUCAAGACAGCUGCUUUCAACAACUGCAGCUACAGGGUUGGCGAUGCAUUUGUUCACUCAGUCGAUGAUGGCAACCCUAGUUUUGCGGAAGUGCAUGGUCUUUUCGUUGCCAGUGGAACGUUGAUCAUAAUGGCAAAAAAGCUCGCCACUGUUGAAGUUUCAAAACACAGAUGUUCCUACAUCGUCCUGCGUCGUGAUGAUGCAAUGUGUGUAAUACCGAACUUCCAAUUUGACUAUUAUCCACUGGACUUUUACCCAUACGGCAGUUUUCUCGAGGUUGUGCCUCAUUACGAGAUAUUUGUGUAA
Messenger RNA from Ixodes scapularis (black-legged tick), 2442 nucleotides. RefSeq lists its product as uncharacterized. Bases 1 to 2442 code for a protein of 813 amino acids. The transcript has a single exon. NCBI's taxonomy places the organism in Eukaryota, Metazoa, Arthropoda, Arachnida, Ixodida, Ixodidae. The record is from RefSeq and is a predicted model, not a curated record.